CGUGGACAUCUCUUUCGAUACGUUAUCCCUUGAAAUUUUUUUAGAAAGCGGCCAAGCAAGCUACAGAUCUCGAAUUAGCCAAAGCCUACUCAUCUGCCCUCCAAGCUUACUACAAUGCGGGCGAAAAAUACAUGUGGUUAAUUUCUCAUAUUGGCCAGCGCAUGGACAGCGGUUCAACCGGAUUGCAGCUGGAAUCGGGAGUAGCCGCCAAGACUGAACUCAAUGCCACGCUAAAAAAAUUGAUUUCUAGAGCAGAGCUGAUCAAGAAAUCUCGAAAGGAUCUCAGAGCUCCAAAGGCAAAUCCUUUGAGCGAGGAAUCACAAUCAUUGGUGCUGAAGCGUUCGUCUACCAUAAACAACAGCACAUUUUCUAUCUGGACCCCCGGUCCCGAGCCAUUCGACCUAUCACGGAUAGCGCUGUCUGAACCGCAACCAACGCUCUCGAAGGACCAAAUAGCCCAUGGCGCCGAAUAUCGCUCAGCGCUCACGCCUGAAAGGACCGUCUACGAGCCAGGCCUGAAAGCGCAGGACAUUGUUCAGGAUGUUGUGUCGGACUGCAGCUUGGUGGCUGCGCUUGAGGCCAUGACUGUUCACGACACGCGGUUCGGAACCAUGCUCGCGCCAUCUGUUCUCUAUCCCCAGGUUAUAGAGGGCUCUAAAAAGUCGAGCAUCGAUGGACGGUACAGAGUCAAGCUGCAUCUGAACGGUGCCGACCGCAGCGUUACCGUCGACGAUGAGCUUCCUCACGACGCGCUUGGCAGGCUAGUCUGCGCCAGAACUGCCGAUGACCGACAGAUCUUCCCAGGCCUCGCAGAGAAAGCAUAUCUCAAAGUGACCGGAGGCGGAUAUGAAUUUUCUGGCUCGAACCCAUCUGUAGACUUACAUAUACUUGUCGGCUGGGUCCCAGAGCAAGUUCACCUGCGCAAAUCCGGCGCAGAGGGCGGUGCUUUUCAAGGCGAGAAGGGCUGGAAACGCGUGUAUGCAGCUUGGAACCGAGGCCAAUGCUUGCUCACCGCUGGGUCCGGCCCUUCAGAGCCUGCUGUGUCAGAAUCAGCUGUGUCCGCGAUCCAUUUAUCGCGGUCAAAGCGGACGAAAAACAUCGUCCCCAGCCAUGCCUACUGCAUCAUUGACAUGUACGAGACACCCGACAAGAGGCGCUUCGUGACGCUACUCAACCCGUGGCAUGAGGACAAAAUCAAAGAAGUGCAACCUGGAGACGAACGUGCAUUCAGCCUAACAUGGGAAGAUUUCUGCGCGCGCCUUGACUCGCUCUUUUUGAACUGGAAUCCCGGGCAGUGGGCGCAUCGUGCGCAGUUGCAUUUGACGUGGGAGUCAAGUCAGGUCGGAGUCCUGCCACGCAGUAAUCAAGAACCAGCGCAAGGCCAAGAGCCGCCUCGACCUGGGAGCGCCGCAACGUUUCCGCUGCUUUUAACGAUCGAAAAGACUGAGAGUGCUUUGUCACAGGAGGAGGGCGAUGAUGACUUGUGUGUCUUGCUCGUUAGGCACAUCAUAUCGCGAGAGGAUGAACAAGCGGGCUCCAAGCACGUCACUUUGCGUCUCUCCGAGCGACAUGAUGUCACAGGCACUCAUCCGGCUCGGAGCAGAGAGGGUGCAUGGGUUGAUAGCACGCACUAUCUGCUGAAGCGAAAGCUUGCGCGGCAAAAGGAGACGCUGCACCUUCAUGCCGCGUGCCUUGGCUCAGUCGGCAACCCCUUUUCGCUCUACUUCUACUCGCAUCAUAAGAUGCAAAUCAGCAGCGGCUUUUGGGACCUUCCUUUCCAGCAAUCGCUGGAAGACGCAUGGUCGGGAAAGUCCGCAGGGGGCAGCAGUCUGCAUGCGAGCUUUAUGCACAACCCUCAGUAUGCCGUACAGGUCCACCCGGAUAAUCUCAAUCCCGCCUCCUGUCUCCUGGUCACCCUUCGGAGCGCGCGUCAAGACCUGCUCCUAUCCGCCCAGCUCGUCUGGGGCUCAGGCAUGCGUGUCACUUCUCUCUCACAGGGUGACUUGGUCGCGAGCAGCGGAGCGUACGAUAACCGCAUCGUGUAUUGCGAAAGCACGGCAGUUAAGCCGGGCAAAUACACGCUUGUUCUAUCGACGUAUGAGCCAGGUCAGGAGGCAGAGUACACUCUGCAGGUCGCUUGCUCGUCGCGUGUCGACAUCACGUCGAUCCCACAAGAGGGUUCUGGCAUGUUUGCACGAUCCUCUCGCAGCGCCUGGAAGGUCUUAGCGGGCACAGCGGCGGGCUCGCCCUCUCAUGGACGAUACGAGUGCAACCCAAGAUUCUUGCUGCAGCUGUCUUCUGCUGGAUCUUUCCUUGCCCGCCUUCAAGUCGGCAGUGGGGCUCGACCGCGUCCUCCGAUCAACGUGAGUGUGUUUCGUCACCACGCUCCUACAAUCAGUAUAGCACUGGGAGCGCAAGUGGCGACAAGUGGGCCCUACGAUGACGCGCUUUGCGGCGUCAUGAUCGAUCAGAGCUGGCUGGAAGCUGGCGAGUACGUCGUGGUGGCGAGCACUUACAUGCCAGGAUCGGAGGCAAGCUUUGUGCUCUACGCCUAUGCACAAAGCAAGUUCCAAUGGACUGCACUGUAGCAUCUUGCUGUCAUUCGUAGUUGGUGCGUCCCAU
Tilletiaria anomala UBC 951 is the source of this 2622-nucleotide messenger RNA. RefSeq names its product cysteine proteinase. The coding region runs from base 132 to 2588 and encodes 818 amino acids. The transcript has 5 exons. Lineage: Eukaryota; Fungi; Basidiomycota; Exobasidiomycetes; Georgefischeriales; Tilletiariaceae. Gene Ontology annotation, biological process: proteolysis. Gene Ontology annotation, molecular function: calcium-dependent cysteine-type endopeptidase activity. The record is from RefSeq and is a predicted model, not a curated record.